GAUUCAUCAUUUUCUACUGAGUUGUGAGAGACCAAAACGCGUUUUUACAGACGUCCUGCAUCAUUUGUGAAUUUUUUCUUUGACAGACUCUUCUAAACUAGACAGAUUGCAGGAGAUCACCAAGUUUUGGACAACUGAAGCAAAAAGAAGACCAAACAAAAACUGCAUUUUUCAAAAACUGACACUAUCAGCAUGAUCUGGGGCCUGUGUCUGCUUUGUGUUGCUGGGGGUAUCAGGACAGUCUAUGCAAGUCCAGUCAGGACCAACGGGAAAACAGAAGACAAGGCUGCACCACAAGAAGAAGUCAAUGUGCUUAUGUUUGGUGUGAUACAGUUCAGUGAAUCUCUGAGUUACGCUUACGAAACCACUGAAGCAAAGUUAGCUAAAAUCACCCAGACUCUGAGGAGCCAUGAAGGCAUUCUCCAGCAGCUGGGGAAGCAGACUGAGCAGGCUGCAGAGGUGGAGAAACAGAUCAAAGAGGUGAUACACUUGCUACAGGACCAGAUGGCCAAGCAACAGGCUCAUACCAAGAUGACUAAAGACUGGCUGGCCAGCAUGGAACAGGAAGAGGUGGAGCUGGGGACAAAAGUGAGGAGGUUGGAGAUGUAUCUCAACAACUUCUUCCCUACCAGCAUCAAAGAGUUGCAGGAGAGAGCACAGGAGCACUCCAGCAUCCUGAAGGGUUUACAGCAUUUAACUCAGUUCCAAAAAGAGAACAUUGAGACUCAGAACAAGCAGCUCUUAAAACUGCAGAAGAUGAGUGAAGCUCUAUCACAGUAAGUUCAAGACUUGCAGUCUGCAAAAAUAAGACAAGUUCAUCAAGAUCUUCGACUCACUCCACUCCCUGCCAUCCCAGUAUGAGAUGUAUGUCGAAUUUCCACAUGCUGUGCAGCCAAAAUGGAAUAUUUGGUUUGUACCGUUUUCAUUGGUUGUCAUUACUGCAGCUCAACAUUAUUCUGUCUUUUUUCAAAUACUUUGUAAACAUUGUUUUCUCCUUGUGAUAUACUACUAAUAUAGUAAUAGUACUCAUGUUAUCAAUUUAUUUAAGAUUUUCAGUCAUCAUCAAACUACUGUAAACAAAAUUAGUAUAUUA
Sphaeramia orbicularis (orbiculate cardinalfish) is the source of this 1093-nucleotide messenger RNA. It is a transcript of the gene angptl8, whose product is annotated as angiopoietin like 8. Gene Ontology annotation, biological process: regulation of lipid metabolic process; triglyceride homeostasis. The coding region runs from base 193 to 780 and encodes 195 amino acids. NCBI's taxonomy places the organism in Eukaryota, Metazoa, Chordata, Actinopteri, Kurtiformes, Apogonidae. The transcript has 4 exons. The record is from RefSeq and is a predicted model, not a curated record.